Molecule: messenger RNA, 1506 nt
Organism: Caretta caretta (loggerhead turtle)
Lineage: Eukaryota; Metazoa; Chordata; Testudines; Cheloniidae
Gene: PRSS54
Product: serine protease 54
Biological process (GO): proteolysis
Molecular function (GO): serine-type endopeptidase activity
Source: RefSeq, a predicted model, not a curated record
GGUCCAUCUCUUUGCCGGGGCAGCAGGACGAGAGGCCUGGUGCUGCUAUGGCUGUGCAUUUCCCGCUCCCCGGCAGCUGGAUGUGGUACGCAGAUGAGCUUGACACCAUCUAGUUCCACGCAGGCGUUUGCAGCUGUGGGGGAAUUCCCCUGGGUGGUGUCAAUUCAGGACCUACAGCACAACCAUCUGGCCUUUGGCGCCAUCCUGAGCAAGCACUGGAUCCUGAGCGCUGCAUCCAGCUUUCAGACAAGGCAUCCAGCUUUUGCCGAGGUUCGUAUAACGGAUCUGAACAUGCAGAGGAAGACCCAGCCCCAGUACUCCAUCAGCACCAUCGUUCCCCAUGAAGACUUCAACGAAAUCACGCUGGACAAGAACAUUGCCCUGCUGAAGACGGCCACCCCAGUAGAGUUCAGUGAUGCUGUUCAGCCCAUCUGCUUCCCCAGCAGGAACCUCACCGCAGCCACCCUGGAGAACUGCUGGGUGUCCGGGUGGCUCCACCCCACGGCAGGAAGGCGCGCGGCAGCAAGCUUUCUAAGGAAGCUCUCAGUCGUGGAUGUGGAUCCCUGCCCCUUGAAGAGAAUCGUUACCACCGAGUGCAGCAGCCACAGGGACUCCGACAAUGUGACUGGCUGUUUGGGGGACCCAGGAAACCCAGUCAUGUGCCAGGCUAAGGGAACCGGAGACUGGGUUCUGAAUGGAGUGCUGAGUCAGGGCGGCAUGAGAUGCUAUGGACCGUUUCUCUACACCAAAGUGGCCUAUUACAGCGACUGGAUUUCAGCCACAACAGCUGAUGCAGGAGUCCCCGUAUAUCCCACUUUUGCCAGAGGGCGCUCCGCUUUUCCGCUCUCCGCUUUGCCGGCUGAGGAUUUGGAAGGUUCGUUUGAGCCAGCAGAGGUGGUGUUUCAAUCCUCAGUCAUCUCAGAAGCUGGGUCUGACCACGGCCAACCCAAGCAGCGACCGAAGGACAUCAAGCCCGCCCAGGAAGGGCUAGCCAGGGCUCACACCAAGUCUGACCCAGUGUACUAUGACUACUACAGUGGGGAAACGCUCCCAUUUCUAAGGGGAGCUUACGUCAGCCGCAGAUCCUCACAGAAAUGAGUGCUAUUUUCCUUCUGCUUGGGCUCCUCUUUUACUAGAUGAGACACUGUAACCGAGGCAACUGUGUGAUUGACUGGCCUCGGGGGCCAUUCCCAACACUCUGGGCACCCUCCCCAUCCUUUUUCAUGCUGGUGACAGUGGCUACGUGGCAUGAUCCAUGUGCACAGUGCUGACACGUCCUCCCCCCACAGCAACCUCCUUGUGUGUUAAUCUGUCUCUGCAUUUUAGCACCCACUCUGGGCUAUUAAACUUUAAACUCCGCCCCCCCCAAACUCUCCUGAUUCCUUUUGUCCCAAGGGUCAGUCCAGAGAGGACAGUGACUGUGAACAUGUCCAGACACAAUCGCCAGAUAUAUUUGAGAGGGAAAGGGAGCUCAGGAGCACAGCUGAUUCAGGACUUUGAGAGCCC